Molecule: messenger RNA, 6018 nt
Organism: Acanthaster planci (crown-of-thorns starfish)
Lineage: Eukaryota; Metazoa; Echinodermata; Asteroidea; Valvatida; Acanthasteridae
Biological process (GO): positive regulation of translation
Cellular component (GO): cytosol; cytoplasmic stress granule
Molecular function (GO): mRNA 3'-UTR binding
Source: RefSeq, a predicted model, not a curated record
AAUGCUGAAAUUCUAAUGAAUUAAUGACUUCGCUCGCGACACGGCGAUUGAAUAUUAGCAAGCCUCACUCCUUACUGAAAUGACUGACUGUUCGCGUAGGGGGAAAUACUGGACUGACCCAAGUCUCGCCUUGUCGGUUCUCUUACGUGGUCAUUACGUAGAACACACGCAAGUGUACAGAAAUCCCCGCGUAGGCGUAGACACUUUCGGCCGGUCCUGUUUCUACAUUUUGGAAUGGGCCUACACCAUAAUACAGCUACUGCAAUGCACGGAUUUUUAAUAGCAUCUCGUGAGCUAAAUAUAGCCUGGCCAGUAAUCAGUAUCCUCGAUUUUUGACUGUUUGAGAAAGGCUUUCUGUUCAGCUUUUUAGUCUUUGUAGGCAACAACACUGAAAAUAACUCUGCCAGGGAUGUACUGUUUGUGUCCAUUCAUGCCAGUUUUAGGUUCCAUAUGUCACUUGUUUUGUGUGGAUGUACAUAUGUCUGCACAUAUGUGGAAGACAUGCGGGGAUGGAUGCUGAACUGUGACACUCUAUGUAUUGCUUUGUAUAGCACAACCAACCACUGGCUGCUGGUGUGUGCAGCAUUGUACACAUGGUCCAGAUUCCAGAUGGUGGGGUGUUCCUACUUUUGAGUACUAUGUUGGAGGCUCAUAUCACCCAUUACUGAUGCCAACAAUGUUAACUUUCCCUCCACAAGGAAUUUGGACGGUGAUUCUUGCCCCGGAAAACGGGUCAGACAACGAAACUGCCCCAAAGGUGAAAUUCAGUCUCCUUCCCAUGACUACCGACCGCUCUAACGACGGGGACGACUUGACUCCUUCAACUGUUACAGCUAUUCCAAAAAAGACUACUCUAAAUCCCAAUGCCAAGGUUUUCCAAAGUCCGAAGCUCGCUAAUUCUGUGACUUCCUCAGCAGACUCAACGGACAGCAGUCCAGAUUGGCAUGACAAUGAGAAUAGGAGUUCUCAGGCAUCUUCCCCACAGACAGCAAUGACCACACAAGGUCCUUACCAGGUGAAUGGAGAUGUUGGGAAGUUCUCAGGAUUGGGCUACCCACCCUCUCCAGAAUCGCCUGUCUACUCGAUACAAAAUGGAUACAUCAGUGGACCAGAAUACCCAUAUUUACCAGAUGGACAGUUGGUCACAUCUGAUGACCUGUUGCAGCAAGAAUUACCUAAAGGGGAAGAUCUUCGUAAACUAUUGCAACGCCAGUUGGAGUACUAUUUCUCAAGGGAGAACUUGGCAAAUGACAGGUAUCUUCAGUCCCAGAUGGAUGCUGACCAGUAUGUUCCAAUUUCUACCAUAGCAAACUUCAAUGCUGUCAAGAAAUUAACCAAGGAUAUGCCACUUAUUGUUGAGGUCCUACGAGAAUCACCUUGUGUUAAAGUGGAUGACAAAGGAGAGAUGGUCCGACCUAACCACAAGAGAUGCACUGUCAUCUUAAGAGAGGUUUCAGAGGCAACUCCUCUUGAGGAAGUGAAAGCACUUUUCACCGGUGAAAACUGUCCCAAAUUUGUCAGCUGCGAGUUUGCACAUAACAGCAACUGGUACAUCACUUUUGAGUCUGAUGCAGAUGCUCAGAAGGCGUAUCGAUACAUUCGUGAGGAGGUUGGAGUGUUUCAAGGGAAGCCUAUUAUGGCAAGAAUAAAGGCUAAGCCACUUCAGAGAAUAAACUUCUCCCCCAAGCCAUCACCUGUCAAUGGGUACACCAGCACAGGCCAACAGAUGUUCACACAACAGUUUCAGUACCCUCCGUCACAUCUCAACAAUAUCAGUCAGCAGCCUCCACAACAGCAACAACAGUCCUCCCAACAGCAACAGCAGCAACAAAGUCAAUCGCAGCAGCAGCAGCAGUACCCAUUUUAUUCUGCAGGAGUUGGACAAUCGCAGCAGCAGUGGGGCGUGACAAGUUCGUCUUAUUUUGAGACACCACCAAUGCAACAGCCUCAGGCCUUUUCUCCUGGUGCCUUCCCUCCUCCACCACCCCCACCCCCUCCACAGAACAAGUUCCAGGCAGUCAAUGUCAAUCGACAACAUGCAUAUCAGGGACCUCAUUCAAGGCCACAUCAUAAGAGCCAUUCACGUACCUCCAGCACGCCUGAGCUGAGGACCACAGACCGUGUCAACAAUUCAUUGUUCCAAGAAAAUUCCAUCCAUCGGUCACACUCAGAGAGACGAACCACUCCCAAUGGGCCACAGGUGGUCAGCCCCAGGGGCGUGUUCGACUCACUGCGAGGGGGAGAUGUGGCUCCAGAGAGACGUGAUGAUCGAGAUAGGCGGGAUGACAAGGAGAGAGAUCGAGACAGGGAGAUGACAUACAGCAGAAGGAGAGAUAUACCUCCAGCAUCCACUCUGCCUGUGUCAUCAUCCUCUACAUCAAGAAAUCGUUACCAAGAUGAAUCCCCUAAUAGUAGUGCCAAUUCCUUACCGCCAAAUUCCAGAGGGUCCCGUGUUGGUACCAGCUACCGUGAUCGACGGCCUAGACGAAGGGAAGAUGAGCUCCAAAAUCGCCGAAAUUCUCGGGAUAUUCGAGACUCACGAGACAAAGAGCAGCUUGCACAAACAGCAAAGGAACUGCCCAAGGCACCUUCACCACAGAUAGACCUUGCCUCCUUCCCACCACUGCCUGGCCGAACGAUGAUAGAGAGUGAGGGUAGUGACAAGAAGGAAGAGGAAACUAACAACAAUGACCUAGUCACACCCAUGGCUGACAUUGUCAAGGGAGUGAAGGAUCCUAAGCGUGCUGCCAAAUCUCAGGAACCAUGUAAGCCAAACCAUCCAGCAACGAAGGACAGUGCCACUAACACAAGUAGCACGGGUGACAGCAAAGAACAGCCACCGUCCACAGCAGCUGCUAAAACACCCACCUCAUUGCCUAGCAAACAGACACAAGUACCAGUUGCCACCCAGACUGACCUGGAUCUGUCUCCCAGUCCUGAAGCUAAGUCAGGACCAGUCACCAGCCAACACCAUGCCAAGGUUAGCCAGACUACCAGCACAGCUGUUAACACAACAGUGACUGCUCCAGUCUCUCCUGCUGCAGUAGUUGCCAGAACAACUCCCACAACAGGAAGCACACAGACAGUGAGCACAGGGAGUCAGACUACUGAUUGUCAAACUUUACCAUCAAUUAGUGCCUCAUGCUCAGCCAGUACAACCACACAAGCAACUGACUCGGCAGUGCCACGUCUUAGCUACGCUGCAGUUACAGGAAAAAAAGCAGCUAAGACAACUGCAGCAUCAACAUCCACUGCAACAGUGUCUCAAGCAUCUACGUCGAGUACCACAGCUACUUGUAGUACUCCAACCACUCAUUCCACUGAGUCCUCCAUGCAACCAAGACAGAGCCAGCUACCACAGGCAUCAACUUCAUUGCAGACACAUCCACAGGCAAACACAUACACAGGGCCACCAAAUAAGCCCUACAUUCGGCCAAGGUAUGGUAUGCGUGGCAAUGACAGAGAGCAGAACUUUGAUCCCAGCUUCAAGUACAGGAGAGAUUACUAUACUGGUCGGAGGUCCCCACCACAACCUCGGUAUAUGAAUACGAAGUAAGGAACAAGCUGGCUGUUUACAUGGGUUGCCUUUAGGAUUUGUCAUGUCAGUUGGAAUCACAAGGAUUGAGGUCAGACGAUGGGGCUUAUAAUUGCAGUUACUUUUCCUCAGGGUUAUUGCUGUAUCAUUUACCUUGAAGCAUUAUCCAUUGAAUAGACGAGUCCUGUAUCAGUAGCCAAGAACAUUUGGAUCAAGUGUCACCAAACGCAGUCUUGUUGUGACUGAUUGGUGGAUAUCUGUAUUGCAGCGGUGUACUUGUGUAUCACAUGAGGGGGGUAGUACAGGUUGUCAAUGGGACAUCUCCAUAGAACUUUGUCUUCAGCCCCAAAAGAGAUUGCACUUUGUGCGAGACGCUCCCCCCCUUAUGGCAAACAAAUGGACAAAACUCAAAAGUUUUUUGAGUAUCCAUAAGAUACAUAUGGUAGGAAAGCUGGAACAGGGGAUGUGAUCAAGUAAACAUUGAUUGCAUGAUGAUGAAUAGUGCUUCAUUAUUGAGGUAGUAAAAUACCAGUGUUUUGACUGAAAGUCCUUACGUGUUGGUACAUAAGAAGAUAUGACUUAUCAACAUCUGUAGCCUCAUUGGUGCUUCAGAAUUUUGAGUGUAUCAGCAGUCUAGAAGAUGUGAGAAGUCUACUUUGUAUUUAAGUCUGUCACUUGAAACUAUAAAUCUCAACAAAGGGCAGCCUAACAAGUGGUGAGAGCUCUGAGUUUACACAAUCAGUGUGUAAAACAGUAAUAGCGUGCUGGGUUUGUUUCAACAAGUUAAAUAAAAUGACUACAUGUACAGGUGUACUUAAGAAAAGGAACUGUGAGUUGGAGUCAAAGACCAGUGUUAUGCUGUAAAUUUAAUUUGAUGAUACAGAAAGAUAAACAGAUUGAGGUGCAAGAGAUUUGGAGCUACGAUAGUCUAACAAAGGCUGUAAUUGUUGCUCCAGCAUUGUCACAGCACGUUAGUGGCACAAAACAUGCAUGAAACAUGUUUUAAAAACACUACUGUUGCUCUCUAAGAUCUCUGCCAGUACGAGUAAAGUUCAGUUUCCACAAUACGCAUGGUUUGUGUUGCAGCCAAUAAUUGGUUUGCCACUCUUUCCAAAUAAUAGCCAGGUUUUUUACAUGUAGUCUACCCUGUUUUCGCACUUUGGAAUGAUACCAGAAACUGACUUGAAAUGUCAAGUCCAGUGUGGAUGCAUGAUAAAUAGCCUGUUUGCUAUUUAGGUUGCCAAACACUUUCAUCUGAUGUUCUACCAGACGCUUCCUGUUUGCACUAACUUAUCCCUACUGACCAAGCUUUACUAAUUUGACAAUGGAGAACUCUGUCAAGUUGGCAUACUUUUUCACAGCUGUUGGGUGAAUGUGAACAGUUCCCAGAAUUGCUCAUUGUGUCAAAGUGCCCAAACAGAAUUCACAACAAUCAAGGUAAACUGUUGGACUACAGACAUUCUUCUUGUUCUAACAAGUAGUUCCAGUGACCAAAACCUAAAGGGACAGGUGCUUUGGAAUGUCAACUUGCCAUUUCAGGUGCCAUGUUGAUUGUCGAAUGUUGGUCAAGUCUUACAUUUUUUCAUUCGUAAUGCUUCUGGUAGACCUCCAUUUUGUAGAUUUCACUAUUGGUAAAUUCUAAUUUUAUUUAUCUUAAUGGUGGUGAUGUUCUGGGCGUAUUUUAAUAAAAUAUGGUAGUCAAGUAUUUAUGCCAUUUCUCCCAUCUUCAGAUGUGGUGGUUCUGAGUCUUCAUUUGGCCUUGUUUUAGUUUUCGCAUAAAGUUUACCCAUUUUAAAUGUUUGCUUAAGCCAUUCUGCAAGUCAGUGUUAUAUGUAUAUAAUUGUUCCUAUUACCUAGUAAUCCCUUAUUGAUUGAUGUAGCUUAAGACUGAACCAUCCAGUUGGGCAAAUGGAUACUGGCGAUUGAACAUAAAGAAAUUCAACAAAAUAUAGUGGUUUUUUUAUUUGUACUCAAAAAAAAAUUGUGGAUUUAAUAUAUUUUUGAAAAAUGUUGACAUUGAACAGGGUGAAGAUGUUUAUAGUUCACCAUUUCACCCUUGUCGCACAUCUGGAACUGUACAGAGAAAAUGUGAACUUCUCUGUGAGCAGUGCAAGGAGUUCCAACUCUCAGUCAGGUUCAUUUCAUAUCAUUUAGUCUGUAUUUUUUGUUUUAUUUCAUUCGGUAGUGUCCAGUUUACACAGUGUAUGGCAUGUUCAAGAGAACAAAUGAAUGAUUUUAGGUUGCAUUGCGAGUCAUGAAGUGGCUGGCUAUCUGGGGAAGUGGUACAGUGCAGGGUAAGGGCAAACUGUCCUAGCUUUGCUGUGCUUUGCAUUGGGACUAUUGGACACAGAGGAGCAGUAACGGAAAGCAGUCAGAAAAUGUGUCAUGUCACAUGAUAUUGUACAAUUUGCAUUUAUACACAAGGUGGGAAACCCAUUCAUAAUAAAACCUGUUGACCUUUUCAAAGCAGGGUGGACACAGUA